This is a messenger RNA of Metarhizium brunneum ARSEF 3297, 339 nucleotides long. RefSeq lists its product as uncharacterized. The record is from RefSeq and is a predicted model, not a curated record. Lineage: Eukaryota; Fungi; Ascomycota; Sordariomycetes; Hypocreales; Clavicipitaceae.
AUGCCAGACCGCCCGAACACAUCUUCCUCCACCUCCUCCGAGGAGCCACUAAAUGCUGAACCAGUACCCAACUGGGACGACCGCAGCCCCCUUUUCAGCAUCCGGCUAUGCGUAGACAACAUGUCGAGCUUUCCUAGUUUAGAAGCCGAUGUAAAGUCGAUGUUCUAUCCAGAGGCUCCAUAUCCAAGCAUGAUUGAAGUCCAAAAAUGGCAACAUGGGCCAAUGUUUGGCGUUGUUUUAACGUGGGACGGAGCUCGAUUCAAUAAUGAACCACUUAAACCCAGAGUCGUUUGGAACCUUGCUGUGCAGCAUAUGGGGGACUUUGAUAUUGUGGAGUGA